Molecule: messenger RNA, 234 nt
Organism: Oppiella nova
Lineage: Eukaryota; Metazoa; Arthropoda; Arachnida; Sarcoptiformes; Oppiidae
Source: the annotation of a GenBank genome assembly
GUGACUUUGGGUUGGCGUCAUUUCACUCCAGUUCGUUUGGAAGUCAUACCACAGGAGUUGGUACUCGUCAAUACAUGGCACCCGAAUUCACCGGAAUUGAGUAUUUACUCUGAAUAUGAAAUAUACGACAAAUUCAUAAAAUUGGAUCAAAUCAUAGACUCGAUGUGUGUUCCCGUUCAUAGCACUCGACCCGAGUCCUCACAACAAAAUACUAUGGAAUGGAAGAACAGUUAA